CACACACACACACACACAUACACAGACAGACAGAGAGAGAGAGAGAGUCUGGCAGUGGCUGAACAGGUGGGUCCUGUAGUGGAGCUGUGAGGUAUGGAGGGAUAACGCAACGCGGCUGUGUGGAUAUAAUGUAUCUGCUGUGUUUGGAGGCGAGGCUCCGAGUGUAAACCCGCCGUCGCUCCGGACUCUCCGGGCUCCUGAGAGGAAUAUGAAAGUGACAGUGUGCUUCGGGAGGACCCGGGUGGUCGUUCCGUGCGGAGACGGGAAUAUUAAAGUCCACAGCCUGAUCCAGCAGGCGGCCAUGCGCUAUAAGAAAGCUAUAGCCAAGGAUGCAGGCUACUGGAUCCAGGUUCACCGGUUGGAACAUGGUGAUGGAGGAAUCCUGGACUUGGAUGAUGUGUUGUGUGACGUAGCUGACGAUAAAGACAGGCUGGUGGCAGUCUAUGAGGAGCAGGACCCUCAUCAUGGAGGUGACGGGACCAGCGCAAGUUCCACAGGCAGUCAGAGUCCGGACGUGUUCAGCAGAAGAGAGCUGAGCUCCAGCAGCCCGUCAGCCUUCCAGCCCUACCACAACAGCAGUGAGAUCGAGGUCACACCAUCAGCACUGCGCACCAACAUGCCCCUUCAUGUGAGACGCAGCAGUGAUCCUGCUCUGGUGGCCAUGAACGAGUCUCACCUACAACCAACUGAGCCAUCCCGGAAGAACCCCUCACGCUGGUCCACCACACCGGGUUUCAUCAAGCCAAGUACCACCACUGGAACCAACAGUCUGGAGCGGAAGGGUAAAGGACCAGCCUUUUACCGCAGUUUGCCCCGGGACACCGCAGCGUGGGCCAACCAGUUCGAGAGAGAGAGUGCCCGCUCUUCCCUCAGCGCCAAUCACCCGAUGGUGGAUCGCUGGCUGGGGCGACAGGAACAGGAUGAAGAGGAGGAAGACAGGAGGAGAGAUGAAGGCAGGAAUGGAAGGAUAGAGCCGGUGGGAAGGGCUGACUCCUGCAUUGAAACACUGAAUCUAGAUGACAUGCUUAAACCAGUCGAGGUGUCGAAUGGCGGAGGGCCGCUGGGAAUCCAUGUGGUACCAUUCAGUUCCAGAGACAGAAGGACGCUGGGUCUGCUGGUGAAGCGGCUGGAGAAGGGCGGAAAGGCGGAGCGGGAAGCGCUCUUCCAGGAGAACGACUGCAUCGUCCGCAUUAAUAACCAAGACCUGCGCAACAUCCGAUUCGAACAAGCACAGAACCUGUUCCGCCAGGCCAUGCGGACCCCACUGAUUCUGUUUCACGUGGUGCCAGCGGUGAAGAAUGCUCAGUAUGAGCAGCUUUCUCAGAUCGAGUUUGGACCAGAACCAGGUCCUAGUCCCAGUCCAGGCCCUGGCCUUGUCCCUGGGCUGACUGGCCUUGCACAAGACCCCAAACUUGGUCCCACACCCAGCCAACAUAUAUCAGACUCCAAAUCUGGCCCUGCACCCAACCGACAUUUACCGGACCCCAAACCUGGGGACAGGGGAAGUUUGGUGGUGGGAACCAUCGACUACAGCCCUCAAAGAAUGUCCAAGACUGGACCACACCCUGCCAUUAAUCACCCGCCACUCCCUACACACCCAGAGCAGAACAAGACUCCCACCUUACCAGCAGCCGCCAUCACCCCACCAGCCAAGACCCCACCAGGGACAGGGCAACCCCCCAAGAUAACCACACCCAACACUUCCAUCGGCUUCACCAAAAAGAUUGGCCGCAAGUUCAGCGUUCUGCUGAAAAAAGGUCCAGAGGGGCUGGGUUUCAGUAUUACAUCACGUGAUGUCCCCAUCGGAGGCUCUGCCCCAAUCUACGUGAAGAAUAUCCUUCCUCGUGGAGCUGCUAUUCAAGAUGGCAGUCUGAAGGCUGGUGACCGUCUGCUGGAGGUAAAUGGAGUGGAUCUAAAUGGGAAGACUCAGGAAGAGGUUGUUGCUCUGCUCCGCUCCACUCCGAUGGGAGGCACUGUGAGUCUGCUCGCCGUCAGACAAGAGGAUGCUUUCCUGCCUCGUGAAGUGAAAGCAGAAGAAGAUGAGUUGGUGCUUACUCCUGAUGGAACAAGAGAGUUCUUGACCUUUGAAAUUCCUCUAAAUGACUCGGGCUCUGCUGGGCUUGGGGUCAGCGUCAAGGGAAAUCGCUCCAAAGAGAACCACGCAGACAUGGGCAUCUUUGUCAAGUCCAUCAUCAAUGGAGGUGCUGCCUGCAAAGAUGGUCGGUUGAGGGUGAAUGACCAGUUAAUGGCUGUAAAUGGAGAAUCAUUGCUGGAAAAAACAAACCAGGAGGCCAUGGAGACUCUACGCAAGUCCAUGUCUGUGGAAGGCAAUAAGAGGGGCAUGAUCCUACUCAUAGUGGCCAGAACAGUCAGCGGGAGUAAUAAGCAGGAGCCCCCAGGCAGUCCCUCAGUGUCAGAUGUGCCGCUGAACCGGCCUCACACAGAAUUGGAAAGGCGAAUCUCCCAUUCUCUCUACCCUGGAGCUAUAGAGGGCCUGGAUGACACACCUCGGACCAACAUCACCAAUAGAUUGAUGGGUAACUACCAGCUUUCCCCCACUGUGAACAUGCCUCAGGAUGACACAAUCAUCAUUGAGGACGAUAGACCACCUGUGCUUCCUGCCCGCCUGUCCGACCAAUCAUCUUCCAGCUCCCAUGAUGACAUGGGCUUUGUGACAGACGUAUCCACCUCCUGGGCCAAAGAUAUUCAGAAUCAAGAUGACUGUUCACUGAGUCCUGAUGCAGACCCUGAUGCUGCAUUUCAGAGGGAGGGCUUUGGCAGGCAGAGUAUGUCAGAGAAAAGGACCAAACAGUACGGAGACGCUGCUCAACUGGACAUCAUCAAGACUCGCAAGUCUAAGAGCAUGGAUUUAGUAGCUGACGAGAUUAACCUCACUCCCCGCCCAAACAAGACGGAAGGCAACUCCAUGCAAGACGUUGGGCCCAAUCUGGGCCUGAAGAAGUCCAGCUCCCUGGAGAGCCUCCAGACGGCUGUUGCCGAGGUAACGCUGAACGGGGAUGUCCCCUUCCACAGGCCACGCCCACGGAUCAUCAGGGGGAGGGGCUGCAACGAGAGUUUCCGGGCUGCCAUUGACAAAUCAUAUGACCGGCCUGUCAUGAGUGUGGCUGGUGAGGAAGAGGAGGAUGAAGGCAUGGAGACAUUGGAGGAAGAUACAGAGGAAAGCUCACGCUCUGGACGAGAGUCUGUCUCUACAACGAAUGACCUCCCCCUUCCAGCUGGUGGAACAGCCACCCUGGAAACCCAGGUGAAUGGCAGCCGACCCAAAGAUGACAAGAAGAAAGAGAAAGGAGAAAAGGAGAAGAAAGAGAAGAAGGAGAAGAGCAAAUCUAAGAAAGGCGUGCUGAAGGGUCUGGGCGACAUGUUCAGGUUUGGCAAGCACCGCAAAGACGAGCGAGGCGGAGACAAGAUGGAGCGCAAAGGCUCGAGUAAGAGCAAAACAGAAGACACCCAGGCCACUGAGGACGAGAUGCAGAGGAUGCGUCUGGAGAGGGAGAGGAUCCAGGCCAAGACCAGGGAGCUACGAGAACGACAGGCCAGAGAGAGAGAUUACGCAGAGAUCCAAGACUUCAGCCGCACCCUAAGCUCUGAUGAGGAGCACACCUACGCCGGCAUCGGCUCACUGGACUCCUCCAUGGACAGCAGCCAGAGCCUGAACCAGCAGACCCCUGGGCAGGAGAGGCCCCACAGCCUCAGGGAGCAACCUCUCGAGGCCCUGUAUGCCCAGGUCAAUAAGCCUAGGAAUGGCAGGCCUCCUUCAACAGACAGCAACAGACUGGCGCCUAGCAACCAUGACCGGAUACAGCGGCUGAGGCAGGAGUUCCAGCAGGCCAGGCAGGAGGAGGAGCCUGAAGACCGUCGCCGUGCCUACAGCUUCCAGCAGCAGCAGCCAUGGGCUAAUGCUGGGGCCUACAGUCCAACAGGACGCCAUUCUGUUUCCAUAGAGAUGCAGAUGCAGCGACAGAGACAAGACGACUCCUUCACACAGUCACAAAGACAGUACAACUCCCUACCAAGGCAACCGCGUAAAAACCCCAGCACUGUGUCCCAGGACUCCUGGGAUAAGGUCUAUCCCCCUGGUGAGGUGUUUCAGUCUGCUAAAGAGAACCCGUGCUAUUCCAGCUAUCAGGGUGGCCGAGGUGCUAACGGUUACCUGGGCGCCCCUGCAUCUGGCCUGAAUGCCCGUGUGCUGCUGGAGACCCAGGAGCUGCUGCGUCAGGAGCAGAGGCGUAAAGAGCAGGAAGCUCAAGCCAAACAGGUUCCAGCACCUGCUCCAUCAACUACAGCCCCCACACCCCCCAAAGGCCCUUACAGGCAGGACGUCCCACCCUCACCGUCCCAGCUAGCCCGUCUUAACCGUCUGCAGAGCCCUGAGAAAGGCCGGCCAUUCUACUCCUGAUUGGGGGAGAAAGAAGACAGGAAUUUGGAAGAAGAGUGGCGUUAAGGGCCCUGCUGGGCCACACCAGCAAUGCACAGCAGUACUGGAGGGAGAAUUAAGAGGCAGACUCUAGCAAUUUUCAACCUAAUCUCUAACUGCCCAUCUGUAUCACAUCAGUUACCACGGUUAUACCAGUUUUUAUGAACUUGGGUAUGAUCAGAAAACUUAAAACCUUAAAACCUAAUUAUAACAGAAGCUACUAUACAUUUGCUGAGUGCCACAAAGCAACCAUCUACAGUGGGAAAUUACAACAGUUACACUCUUAAUAAUACAUAAGUUUAGAUUGUAGCUCUCACUAUGUUCUAUUGUGACCAUUGCAAAUGUAAUUAGGGAUGCACCAAUGUGGGAAUUUUGGGCCGAUGUUCGAUAUUACACAUGAACAUAUCUGUGACUGAUAUAUACAUUUCUGACUUACAGAAAGACUAGACUCCCCGGUAUAACCUCAUAACCAACUGUAGUAGCACGGCCAGUGUCACUUGAUCCUUUUCCGGUAUUACAAUAAACAUGUCAGCAAGUAUCAGUUUGAAAUAUUGACUUUUGAUUGUCCAAAAACAAUUAUCAACCGAUAUCAAUAUGAUUUCAAUAUCAAUGUGCAUCCCCAUGAAAGAUUUACACAGCACAAAUUUAGCACAACAAGAGGAAAGCAACAAAAUGCCCUAAUGCAAAAGAUGAAACUAGGUUUCACUCAUUUUGAACGCACUGUUGUGCAGGCUUAUUUAUGCUCAACAAUAAAUGAAGCCUUCUGUCUAUUGUCAUGCAUUCUCUUAAAUUAUACAGUUAGGCCUAAAGUUUAAGCAAAACAUGACCAAAACAUGUGACCACUGUUAAUGGGUCAAGAUUUUUAAAAAAGUCAGAGUAUCACCCAAACACCUGUUUUAGUCAUUUCAGUGCAAACUGUAGAAUGUGUGUUGAAUAAUGAAGUAAAAGAAAACCAAACAUAUGAGACUCAUUUUCUACACAGUUGGAUUGAGGCAAGAAUCCUACAGUUCUCUCUAAAAAGACCACUGUACGAUCAUUAAGACCACAAAUGGCUUGAAGCAAAUGCAAAAUACACUAAGAUCUAAAUAAUUUAAGAGCUGGUUAACCAACUAGCAUACCAGUUACAGGAUUUGUUUUUGCCAGCUUUUCGAAAACCCUGACCAAGACCUGCCAAAACAGCCUGAAACAGCUACUUGAGUAAAAUGCAAAACCAAACCUGACCUGCUAAGGGUUGUGGCUGAAACUUGUAGUUACAAUAUUUGAUUCUACGUUAUAUUAGUCAAGUCAUACUUAGUUAUACUUAACUGCUUACCACAGAGUAGCUCUAAAAACUCCACCCACAUUACUGAUAAUUACCUACCACAAGUUUCCCCUCUGAAAAAAAAAAACUAGUCCAAUUUCUACAACAACUACAACAAUGCAUUUUUUGUUUGUUUGUUUUAUAUUUUUCUAUGUGAGAUAAAACUGUCAAAUGUAAUUUUGGUAACUAAACAUUACAGAUGUGGCAGAAAGAGAUUUGACUGAACAAGGCUGGACUGUUCUUUUCAGGACUUUAAAUAAAAAAAAAAAUGGGUUUGUUUAUUAUUUUUUUCUAUCCAGUGCAUUGGUACUUCCAUUUUAUUUUUAUUUCUUUUUAAACAUUACUGUGUUGUGACAACAUCCAUAACAACCUUCAGUAAAGACCUGUUCAGUUCUGGUCCUGCUGGAGGACUGGUGUCGAGUUGCAGAUUGCUUGCUCAAGGACACCUACUAAACCUGUUAAUUACAAGAUCAGAAUCAGAUUUGUGCUGGAUUAAAACACUUGGAGGCCAGAGCUGGACAGUCAUGUUGUUGGGGGAAAGACUUGUAUGAAUGUGUAUGAGUGUUGUAUUUUUAAAUCAAAUCCCUUCCAGCUACCCUUGACAAUCACAUGACAGCCAGCGUAUGGCUGAGCUGCAUUGGUAUUCGUACAGUGCUGUGACCUACAUAUCCCAUUUCAAAUCGAGCAUCAAUUUGGAAUGUCGAGUGCAGUGUUCAGGAAAGGAGAGGGUAUGAGAGCGUUUCAAAUAUAUUUUUGAGUAUUGCAAAGGAGAGGUCAUUGUGUGCGUCUACGUGUGUGUGAGCUGGGGAGAGAGCGAUAGAGCCCAUAGGCUUAAGCUGUGAAGCUGGAAUGUAUGGUGCGUGAGUGUGGAUGGGUUAUGAUCCUGUCACCUAGAAGCCUUCAUAGAAAAUCCUCAGCUGAAACUCCCCAUGCUCCCUGUGUAGUGCCCUACACUGUACAGUAUGUGCAAUAGGGAGGCCUUUGGGAUUUAGCUCCUGUCACCUCAAUCUUACAUAUAAAACAAGGUUUAUUAAGGGGUAUCAGAUGUAUAAAUACAUUUUAUAUAUAUAAGAUCAAUACAGCAUUCCUCAGAAAAUCAAUAAGAACAGCACUGGAAUUACAUCUGAAAGCUUUAUGAAUAUUUAGCCUGUCCUUCUAUCCGUUUUGUUCACGAACAGGGCUCUCAUAGCCCCUCCUUCUCCUACUCCACCAAUCACAACACAAGCUCAGGCCUGGCACACAUUGCUACAGCACAAAAUCCCCCACCGUGUUCCUGCAUGCACCUGUCCUGGGAAAUCACUCAUAUGACCUGGGUCAGAGCUGGACUGUUAAUUAAUGCAUUGUGAUGAAAAAUUGAUUUGAAUGUCGUAUGCGUGUGUGUGUGUGUGUGUGUGUGUGUGUGUAAUGUGUGUGUAGGCCAGUCUUUGAUUACACUGGCUAAGUCAGAGGCCAAGUCUAUUCUAUACAGAAUGUGUUAUCAUGCAGGUUAAUGGGGAGUCACUCGCACUCUGUAUGCAGUAAAACAUCAGCGCUUAUGUUCUGCCUGACCUCAUUCUGAUCUUUACACCCACCAUGCCUUCAGCUCCAACUCCCAAACUCUGUUUGUGCACACGUUUGACACAUUUUAGGGGAAAUGUCAGUACAACACAAUUUCACAGAAGAAGACAAAGCAUUUUAAGGCUCUUUUAAUGGAUGCCUGUGUAAAAGAUUAUAUUAGGCACAAAAUUUUGAAAUGGUUGAAACGCACUUUUGUUCAAAGGGUUGGAAUCACUUCAUUAAUUUUAGUUUUUAGUUAUUUUAUAAUUUAUGAUUUUGUUUGUGUGUAGCUGUACACAUCAAAUCUAUAGAUCAAAUAGUCUUUUUUCUGAAUGUUUUUAUUUACACUUUAACAUAUAAAAAAUCAUUUUAAGAAAUAAUAUAUAUGUUUUUAGAAUUAUUUGUGUCCCAUUUUGAUGAUGAUUUAAUGAUAAUUUAGUGUUAUAGCAACUUUAUUUAGAUGAACCCAUUAUGCACCAUUACUUGAACUAUUACAUCUUAGUGAAAAUAAGUUAUAACAGUUGGGGAGGGGGCAGCCAAAACUUUUUUUUUUCUGCAUUCCUUUUAACUAUUAAAAAAACUCACUUGUUUUAAUUGUACUGUACACGUUGGUCUCAAACUUUCAGUGAUUCCAACUUUUAAACAGAAGUUAAAAAAAAAAAAAAAAAGUGUGUGCAUCACUGGUGCCUGUAACAUGACUCUCCCACAUCGCAGGACUGAACUUUGGCAGUUGGAUGAAACACUUGGCCGUGGAUAUCACGGAGUUGGAGCUGAAAGAGCAGCAGUGAUGUCACUCUAAAGGAAAGGGAAGGCCAGGUCAGGCCAGGCUUUGCUGUAGAGUCUCUAACAAAACAGAGCUGGAACAAAAGACUCUCUGGCCCCCUCAUUCACUCACUCAUUCAUUCUUUUCCCUUUUCACUGUGGGGAAUAAAAUACAGUACUGUCGUCUUGCAUACGCAGCAAAGACGAAGAUGUGGUUGGAGUAACUGUUACUUUUCUAGCUCCUGUGGUACGACAAAUGUCUCAAGUAUUGAAACCUUCACGAAAAGACUUUCCAGAACAUCAGCAGUUUUUGACCAUUAGCUGUUUUUGUAUUUCAGAUUUUGUAUUUUUAUUGCAUUGGAUAAAUGUUGGCGAGGCUGGAGGUGGUUUAAGUGCCUGUAAGGAGGGAGGAUGUUUUGUACUUAAAAAGCUAUCAUGUUGUGGAAUGAACAUAUUUUAUGAUACAUUUUAUGUUGUUGGAACACAUCACAUAACAACUUGUUUAAUUGUUUAAAACAAAAAGUAAUAUGCACAUGAUUUUGUAUUUUUAUGACUUUUACAUUGUCUGUAUUCUUCAGAGGUAUGAUGGUGUCCUAGGUAUCCUUUGUGUAAGCACAGUGCAAUUGUUUGUGUUUUUUGUUUUUACAGUCUUUAUACAUACUGUACACAGCUUUCUCUGUACAUAUCAAAAUCUAGAUUAAAUAAAAAAAAGAAGGCUGUUCCUUCAUCUUGUUUACAGUAA
This is a messenger RNA of Astyanax mexicanus (Mexican tetra), 8775 nucleotides long. It is a transcript of the gene pard3aa, whose product is annotated as par-3 family cell polarity regulator alpha, a. NCBI's taxonomy places the organism in Eukaryota, Metazoa, Chordata, Actinopteri, Characiformes, Acestrorhamphidae. Gene Ontology annotation, biological process: microtubule cytoskeleton organization; establishment of cell polarity; establishment of centrosome localization. Gene Ontology annotation, molecular function: phosphatidylinositol binding; protein binding. Gene Ontology annotation, cellular component: apical junction complex; adherens junction; cell cortex. The record is from RefSeq and is a predicted model, not a curated record. The transcript has 24 exons. Bases 209 to 4417 code for a protein of 1402 amino acids.